Xyrichtys novacula (pearly razorfish) is the source of this 2194-nucleotide messenger RNA. Lineage: Eukaryota; Metazoa; Chordata; Actinopteri; Labriformes; Labridae. The record is from the annotation of a GenBank genome assembly.
AUGGUAAGUCAAGGAUGGAUGCAUUACACAACCUUUUUUUGGGCAAUAGUUUAGUAUUAAAUCUGUGUACUCAAAUUAUCCAAAAAUACAUAUGUGUAGUAAGUCUUUACAAAAAAGAUAUGGGGAAGUAAAUGUGAAAGAAAUACUGAAAUGAAGUUAACACAUUGCAAAGGUUUUAUUUUACUCCAAGUGUUCACUAAACACGGGAUGUAUCUGUACAGGAUGGAUGCAUUUAGUAUUGUUGCUCUCAACAGUCGUCUGUUUUUCCCCAAAAUUUUGUUCAUCUUGAUGCAAAAUUGAAUUAAUCUUAUUUAAUAGAAUUUAAAGUUUCUGUUCAGCCCUUAAUCCCUUUUAAUUUAUUAUACUAACAUGAAUCAUAAUCUUAAAUUGCAAGCUGUUUUCCUCUAAUCUCCUCCUGUCAUCAUACCAAAAGGCCCCCAAGAAAGCCAAGAAGAGGACAGCAGAGGGAGCCAACUCCAACGUCUUCUCCAUGUUUGAGCAGGCUCAGAUCCAGGAAUUUAAAGAGGUAAAAGCUGCUCAAAUCGUGAUUUCAUUCAUAUACAAACUUGGCUCAGACUGGCAUAAGAAUUGUGUGAAUGGGAUACAUGAAUACGCAUGUCAGCCGAUCAUGAAGAGUGCUUCUGUCUAUUAAAUACACAGAUACAGAAGCUUUUCUAGCUUCUUUACUCCAUAGGCUCCCUUUUCUUUCUAUUUUCAUUGUUCGUAGUUGAAGUACAUUUCCAUUGUUCAUGGUCAGAGUAUGCCCACCUGUCUUUUUUCCUGUCCAAGAAUUGGCAGCAGUGAGACUUGUGGUAUGCUGGUAUGACAGUCAGUGGUGCCCAGACAUUCAGACUGUGUCAGCAGUGAUUAGGCUGCAGAUAAACUGCUGGACGUGCCCUGGAUGCCGGGCUAAACCCCAGGGGCUUGCAGGAUAUAAAUACUUAACUGUGUUCACCUAUAAAGAUGGAACCAAGUAUUUGAGAGGAGUAAGAGAAAUGGAAAUGGUUGGACUUAAACUCUCUGAUUUUGUGAAGAAAACGUUUUAAUGACAAAAGACUAAUGAGUCUUUUGCUUUGUCCUCAGGCCUUCACUAUCAUGGACCAGAACAGAGAUGGCUUCAUUGACAAAAAUGACCUGAGGGACACUUUUGCUGCUUUAGGUAUACAACAUCGUCCACAUUGGUUAUUUUUUUCACCUCUCAGAGUGGUUGCAGAGAAGGACUAUAAGAAAAAUAUGUCUUUGAUAAGCAACAAUCUGAAUGUAAUUUAUCAGCUUUCAUCAAACACUCAUAUCAAAACCUCCUUACCACAGGACGUCUGAAUGUGAAACAGGAGGAGAUCGAUGAGAUGCUCAAAGAGGCUCCUGGCCCGAUCAACUUCACCGUCUUCCUCACCAUGUUUGGUGAGAAGCUGAAAGGUAAGAAUGACCACUUAAUGUUUAUUAAGACUUUACGUAAAGCUGUGUCUAAACACGCUGUUUGAAUGUGUCCAGGUGCUGAUCCGGAGGAGACUAUCCUAAAUGCAUUCAAAGUCUUUGACCCUGAGGGGAAAGGUGUGCUGAGGAAGGACUAGUAAGUGACUCAACUCUCUCCAAUCAUCACAAUGCCUCAGUCGGAGCACCCAAACAGACUAUAAGAAGUGUGCUCUCUAAGCUAUCACCCACAAUUUAUGACUGAUCCAUUCUGCAUCAUUUCUCUAGUGCUACUCCACAAUGACUGAGGCGAUUAUGACCUGCACAUUGAUUUCCUACAUAAACACAAGCUUUAUCAUCUCAUGAAGUGUUUUUUCUUCUCUUUUCCCUGUUCAGUGUGACACAAAUGCUUACGACACAAGCUGAUCGGUUCACCCCCGAAGAGGUACAAUUCAGUCCUUUUAGUCUAAUUAUCGUUGCUACAUGGGAUUUGCCUUUUGUGCAGAAGUAGGCCCAAAUAUAGCAGUUGUCACCGUGACGAUUGUCUGAUCCCUUCAGAAUCAUUUCCUCUCUUAAAAGGCAUCCUGAAUCAUCACUCAUCUUUUUGUGCAUGGUGUGAUAUGUCUGUUUGUGUGAAGCAUGAAUCUCUGAUAACAAGGACGCCUUUUCUUUUUGUUAGAUGGAGCAGAUGUUCACUGCCUUCCCCCCAGAUGUGGCAGGGAACCUGGACUACAAGAACCUUGUCCACAUCAUUACCCACGGAGAGGAAAAGGACCAGGAGUAA